Molecule: messenger RNA, 1773 nt
Organism: Cladophialophora yegresii CBS 114405
Lineage: Eukaryota; Fungi; Ascomycota; Eurotiomycetes; Chaetothyriales; Herpotrichiellaceae
Exons: 5
Coding region: 1-1773 (590 amino acids)
Biological process (GO): DNA-templated transcription
Cellular component (GO): nucleus
Molecular function (GO): zinc ion binding; DNA binding
Source: RefSeq, a predicted model, not a curated record
AUGUUGGAGGAACGGGUGGAUCAGAUCAUGGAGGCUGUGAACACGCUUGUCCAGCUACAAUCCGGGAAGUCCUCGACAAGGCUUCCAGCACCGUCCACUCCAACACCGAGUAGCACCGCGAAUCAGCUUGAUGAGGACCGUGGUUUACGGGAAGGCGUCUCAGUCUUCGAUCCCGCACUAAGCCCAGAUCCCCCGCCAGAGGUGCUUCAGUCGCUAGUCAAGCUUUACGUUGAUCAGAUCGCAGACCAGCCCUUGCCCCUGUUCCAUAUUCAAUCAUUAUCGCGCAGCGUGCGAACGUUCCCAAAACCCCUGCUUAGAAGCUUUCUUGCAUUGACUGUGAGAUAUUCAGACGACCAAUUCUUUAGAUGCGGUCGAUCCAAUGCCGUGGAGUUUUACAAGGCCUCUGCUUCCAAAGCAUUGUAUGCCCAGGCUGCAGAGCCAACUAGUGACGCGGAAGUUCUACAGGCUUUCUGUCUGCUUUGCCUCAGCGAGAUCGCGGAUGGAAACAUGAAAAGAGCCUGGAUGGCCGUCGGCGUUGCCACUCGGCUCGCCGUUUGUGCUGGCCUGAUGAGCUCCAAGGUCAAGGGCGUGAUCGUAAGCGCUGAGCAUUCCAGGUGUUACUGGAGCCUCUUCAUUCUUGAUCGCAUACACGGCAGCAGUUUCUGGGGUGUACCGGCCAUACCGGCUGGUAAUGCUGCUCCCGAAAUGCCGCUCUCUGUGAAGAGACCAGAGUAUUUGGAAUUGACCUCACCGAACGACCUGGAAGAGCCUCAAGCCGCGGAGGAAAAGGACGCGGGCAUCAACUCCUAUGCCCUUCAACUGUUGUCAAUAUGGGGUCGCCUGAUGUCGUACCUAAAGACAAUCAGCCAGGGCGAUCUCGAAGAUGCGUGGACAGCGAACUCGACGUACCAGCAAAUCAAGGCCGAAAUGUCCCGGUUUGAGACAGUCCUGCCCGAAGUCCACCGGUUCAAGAAUGCGAGGUUUCGUGAAAGAAAUAUCUCCGAGCUGGAAAGGCAUCGGCAUUACUGGGCGUCUUGGGUGUUCACACAGUGCAUCUACCACACCACGCAUUGCACUUUGAAUCAUCCCUUUCUCCACAUUGCCAGAAUCCGGGGCCAGAGGAGACUUCGCUCCCCUUCAUUUCUGCAACAUGCCAGCGACCAAGCAGCACUGCACGCGGCUUGGGUCGUUUUGAUCCUAAGUUCGUGCGAAGAGCGAGACUUCAAGAUCUACGACCCUUUUGUUGGGCAUCUAGCUUCAAUGAUCGCGACCGCUGAGUUCCUGCUCCAAUUCUCAAAGGACAACGCACUGGCAGCCAAAUCGGCAAGCAAUUUCAAUAUGCUUCGACGUUUUAUUGAGAGGAUGGCGGCCAGCCAUCCUCAUCUGCAGCAUACCACUGUGAAGCUCACCCGACUGGGGCAAUUCGCGACGGCGCAUGUCGAGAGGGCUUCUGAUCAGCCACCAAAGGUUGAGAUCGCGUUGUUGUGGAAUUUACUCGACUACGCCGCAUCCUCGUCCCCGAGUGUUGAUAGCGGCGAGUCAUCUGACAAUGUAGAGUUGAACGUGAAUACUCAGUUCCUUUCACCUGUCAAUCCAGACGUACCUACAGCGUCAUUUGCAUCAGAAGGGCUGCGAGGAUCGGGGCAGGAGGGUCUUGACACGAGCUUCUGGGAUGGCAGUACAUUCGAAUUCGAUAUGACGGACUUUUCGAACAUACAUGGUCUGUCUGAUCUAAGCAUCCCGAGCGAGACAUGGAUUGGCGGUCACCUUUGA